Daucus carota subsp. sativus is the source of this 843-nucleotide messenger RNA. Its product is annotated as receptor-like protein 46. The coding region runs from base 1 to 843 and encodes 280 amino acids. Gene Ontology annotation, molecular function: protein binding. The transcript has 2 exons. The record is from RefSeq and is a predicted model, not a curated record. Lineage: Eukaryota; Viridiplantae; Streptophyta; Magnoliopsida; Apiales; Apiaceae.
AUGAAUGAUCCGACUUAUUCUGCUAACAACAGUUGGUUAUGUGGGAUGCAAAUCAGGGUGAAAUGUUCAGGAGAUGAGAUCACACCAGAGGCACAAGAAGAGGAUGAGGAUGAUGAUGAAGAUGAGCCAUGUUAUAUCCAAGGUGAAAUCCCUGGAAACGGUUUGGCUAACCUCACAAAACUAGUUCAUUUUGAUAUGAGUCGCAAUUACUUUAAUGGUUCGAUUCCACCAGAACUUUUCAACUUGAGGUUUCUGCAGUUUCUUGAUUUAAGUGAAAAUUUAUUACAGGGUGGUUUAAGUGGUGAAAUUGGCAAGCUUGGAAAUCUGAAGACACUGAUGUUGGAUCACAAUUUUCUUGAUGGAAAUCUUCCUGUACAGAUUGGAAAUGUAACAAAAUUGAGGCAGUUUUCUGUCAGUCAAAACAAAUUUUCGGGUCCUAUUCCAGAUUCAGUUUUGAAUUUGAAGGGACUGGAAUUAUUGGAUUUGAGGAAUAAUUAUUUGGAACUCCAGAUUCCUAGUAAGAUUGGAAGCUUGUCCAACAUUUUCACUUUGGCGUUGAGCAAGAAUAGUUUCACAGGAUUAAUCCCGCCAUCGAUACGAAACUUGAGCAGAUUGGAAACACUUCAGCUGGAAGAUAAUAUGCUUUCUGGAGAUAUUCCUUCCUGGUUAUUUGAUAUGGAGAGUAUGAAGAAUUUAUAUCUAGGAGGAAACUUACUGAAUUGGAAUAACCUCAAGCUAGUUCCCAAUUAUAUGUUUUCUCAUCUCUCUCUCAGAUCAUGUUUAAUUUCUGGAAACAUUCCUGAAUGGAUUUCCACUCAAAAGAAUCUUGAUAUCUGGACUUGA